Molecule: messenger RNA, 1386 nt
Organism: Spinacia oleracea (spinach)
Lineage: Eukaryota; Viridiplantae; Streptophyta; Magnoliopsida; Caryophyllales; Amaranthaceae
Product: probable serine/threonine-protein kinase WNK6
Exons: 1
Coding region: 1-1386 (461 amino acids)
Biological process (GO): protein phosphorylation
Molecular function (GO): ATP binding; protein kinase activity
Source: RefSeq, a predicted model, not a curated record
AUGUCUUCGAGUAGUGAUUCACAGGUUGCAGAGAGAGACCCAACAGGGCAAUACGUAAGGUACAACGAGAUAUUAGGAGAAGGGUUAUGGAAAAAAGUUUACAAAGGAUUCGAUGAGGUUAACGGUAUAGAAAUUGCUUGGAAUGUGGUAGCUUUAACAGGUAGAGUAUUAAACUCUUCUUUUGAUCUUUGGCAUGUGAUUGCAGAAGCUAAAAUGAUGAAGUUGUUAGAUCAUAAAAACAUAAUGAAAUGCUAUCAUUUUUGGCUUGAUUGUGAAAACAGUAAACUUCACUUGAUUACUGAAAUUUUCUCUUCAGAGACUCUGUUACACUACAUCUGCAAACAUGUUCCUGUAAAUCAUACAUCAAUCAAGAAUUGGUGUAGACAGAUUCUAAACGGGUUGCAUUAUCUUCACACUCGUGAUCCUCCGAUUGCUCAUCGUGAUGUUAAGUUGAUGAACGUCUUUGUUGAUGGGAAUUCUGGUACGGUUAAACUAGGUGAUUUUGGUAUGGCCAGGUUAAUUGAACCAGAGAGUACUGUAUACACUUGUUGUGGUACAAUUCUGUACAUGGCACCAGAAAUGUUUGGAGGAAAUUAUAAUGAGAUGGUUGACAUAUAUGCUUUUGGGAUAUGUGUAUUACAGAUGAUCACUCGGGAAAAACUUCACCCAGAAUGCAGAAACAGUGAACAGAUCUACGCAAAGAUUAAGGCUGGUAUAAAGCCUGGCAUACUAAAAAAAGUGAGAAAUCCAGAGAUUAAGCAGUUUCUUGAUAUGUGUUUUGCUCCUGCAUGUUUUAGAUACCCUGCAAUUGAGCUUUUGAAUCACCCGUUUCUUGCAGUUGUGAGACAAGCCAAGUCAAGGCUGAGUCAAGCCGAGUUAAGUCUGAGUCAAGUCACGAGUGCUCAGGUGGAUGGGUUAAUGCAGCUAGUGAAGGAGAUUAAGUGUGAGGACAAGAUAUUCAAACUACAAGGAAGUAUGAAGCGCAAUGUUAUUGUACCAAUGAGUUUGAGUAUUAGUUAUAAUGUUGGAGUUAGAGGUAGGAUUAAGGUUGAAAAUAAGAUGAAGUUUGAGUACCCAAUGGGAAUGGAAACAGGUAACAUUGAUGAGUUUGUCAAGGAGAAGAUUGCUACAGAAGUGAAGUUGUCAAGUGAAGAUGUUGCAGUGGUUACUGAGAUUAUAAAAGAACUAAGAACAGAGAUACUAGAUCUGCAUCAUCAGGAGUUGAUAUCUGAGGAAUUAGAUUAUAAUCUUGGCAACUUUUUUGAUGAGCGAAGAUAUGCGCCACUAACUUUCUUCGAGCCCAUUGAAGAUGAAUCUGAGGCUGAGAAUAAUGGAAUGCUGAGUUGCUUAGGGAACUUGCUGUCAUCCGUUUGCAGCAACCCAUAA